AUGAUGGUACGUCGAAGUGGACGAUACACUGUUAACUGGAGAGGAUUCAGAGACUACGUUAACAAUAAACCACCCGAUGACGAAAAGCCGGAAGAACAACCUGAGGAUUUAUCAAACCAUGAAGUGAUCUUUUUGAAAAGUAUUGUUGAAAGUCCAGACUUUUGCAGAAAAUCUGUCUCGAUAAACUCUGAGGAGGAUUUGUAUGUGAAACCUGUCUCCUUGGAUAAUGUAAACAUAAUAAGAAGUUUGAGCGAGUAUCGAGGCAACAACAUACGUACUAUCGAACAAGCAGAACUAGCUAUAUUGCUGUCUCGAGUACACUUUAAGGCGCUGAUUUCUGCUCAUGAUCAAAUUGGAAAGAUUUGGCUGGAACGAGGCUCGGGUGUAGAUGAGAUAACAGUAGUGAAAGAAGCGGAAAAAGACAUUGCACAAGCAACAGAUUUGAGUCCCACUCAAAAUCCAAAUAUGCCUGUCGAAACUGUGAAGGUUGUGGGUCUUAGGAAAGUACCUGGCCAACCAUUAGGAUUAACUGUAACAACUGAUGAACAUGGGCAGUUGAUUGUUGCUAGAAUUCUUGCCGGCAGUGCCGCUGCUAAACAAGCUCUAUUAACUGUUGGAGAUGUUCUGCUUGAAGUUGAUGGAGUCCAAAUAGAUACAGAGGAACAGCUCAAAGAAGCUGUUUCAAAGCCCAACGACAGAGUCACUCUUAAAGUGGGACCAAACCUUAAAGAAAAGAAUGCUCAAUUACCUAAUAAACUUAGUUGUUACAUGAGAGCUCUGUUUGAUUACAACCCAUCAGAGGACACUUUGUUACCGUGCAAAGAAAUUGGCUUAGAAUUCAAAAAGGGUGAUAUUUUACAAGUUUCAGAUAGAAAAGAUCCCAAUUGGUGGCAAGCAAGUCAUGUAGAGAAACCGGAGGAAGUUGGCUUAAUACCCUCACCGGAGCUGGAAGAGAGGCGUAAGGCUUAUGUGCCACCGGAAGCAGAUUUUGUUCACAAAAUUAGUAUAUGUGGAGCGAGGAUAUCAAAGAAGAAAAAGAAGUUCGUAUACGAGUCUCGGUCGAGUGUUCAGUUGGAGGGAGCUGAGUUGACGUUGUAUGAGGAAGUGGCUCGAACUCCGCCCUUCCUAAGACGAGUACUGGCGCUAGUGGGCACCCGGGGAGUGGGGCGAAGGACUCUUAAGAACAGGCUCAUACAGGAACAACCUGAUAGAUUCGGAGCUGUUGUUCCUCAUACAUCUCGUCCACCUCGUCCAUUAGAAGAGAACGGUUUGUCGUACUGGUUCGUGUCUCGAGAGGAGAUGGAACGUGACGCUCACGCCGGUCGCUUCCUUGAAUACGGAGAACACAAUGGACACUUGUACGGAACACAUUUAGACUCCAUUAGAGCUGUUAUCAAAGAAGGUAAAAUGUGCAUUUUGGAUUGUGCGCCACAGUCGCUGAAGCUUUUACACAACAGUAGUGAGUUCCUGCCAUAUGUUGUGAUGAUCGCCUCCCCUGGCAUAGAACAACUUAGGAACCUGACAUAUGCCUCCAAUAGAAACCUUACGUUCGACCGGCAGAGCUCCAUCCGCUACAGUUCGCGCCGAGCGCGCACGUUGGAGUCGCUAGCGUCGCUAUAUGAGGAGGAAGAUUUAAAACAGACACUAGAGGAGAGCGCGCGCAUUCAGCGACAAUACGAAAAGUACAUUGAUCUCAGUUUGACCAACCAUAAUGCUGACACAACGUACGCUAGACUUUUAGACGCGCUGCACGCCCUAGCCACCGACCACCAGUGGGUACCUGUUACAUGGAUUUACUGA
Molecule: messenger RNA, 1800 nt
Organism: Danaus chrysippus (African queen)
Lineage: Eukaryota; Metazoa; Arthropoda; Insecta; Lepidoptera; Nymphalidae
Source: the annotation of a GenBank genome assembly